Molecule: messenger RNA, 2383 nt
Organism: Zonotrichia albicollis (white-throated sparrow)
Lineage: Eukaryota; Metazoa; Chordata; Aves; Passeriformes; Passerellidae
Source: RefSeq, a predicted model, not a curated record
AGCUGCAGGAGGCCAAGGCUGCCGGCCCCGCCGUGCACAGGCAGGCCAGCAUCGAGACCGACAGGGUGUCCAGGGAGUUCAUCGAGUUCAUCAGGACCUACCAGAAACCUGGCCAGGACAUCUACAAGCAAUGCAAACUCUUCCUGGACACCAUGAGCCACAAAAGGUGCCCCCUGAAAAAGUGGAGAAGGCAAUGGAUGAGGUGGAGAAAUACAUCAUGACUCGCCAGUAUAAAUAUGUUUUUUGCCCUGAGACAACUGAUGAUGAGAAGAAAGACCUUGCUGUCCAAAAGAGGAUCAGGGCUCUGCACUGGGUGACUCCCCAGAUGCUCUGUGUUCCUGUCAGUGAGGAGAUCCCAGAGGUCUCUGACAUGGUUGUAAAGGCAAUCACAGUGCUGUGCCGUGGCCUUCAUUGAAAAACUGGAUGCUCAGUCCCUCAACCUGAGCCAGGAAGAUUUUGAUCGUUUCAUGAGUGGCCAGACAUCCCCAAAAAAGCAGGAAUCUGACAGCUUCUCCCCAGAUGUGUGCCUGGGGGUGAAGCAGAUGUGCAAAAGCUUAGACCUCCUCUCUCAGUUGAAUGAGAGACAGGAAAGAAUUGUCAGUGAAGCCAAGAAAUUGGAGAAAGACCUCAUUGAUUGGACUGAUGGCAUCACCAAGGAGGUGGAGGAGAUUGUGGAGAAAUAUCCCUUAGAAAUCAAAGGCAAAAGCCAAGCCUUGGCAGCCAUUGACUCUGAAAAUGUGGAGAAUGACAAGCUGCCCCCACCCCUGCAGCCUCAGGUCUAUGCAGGAUAAUUCUCCUCAGCUAGCUGGGAAGGAAAGGAAAUUUAAAUCUUAAAGAGCUUAAAUCAGUACAUUUUUAAAGGUACUUUUGGUUUGGGGUUUGGUUUUUGGUUUGGUUUUUUUUUUUUUGGUUAAGUGGAAUGAAUUGUAUUUAUUUUAGUCCUGUAGGUUUCUAUUAGGCUUUGGUGGGUUUUUUGAACUGAAUUUCGAUUUUUCUACACAAACUGGUGUAAUUUUUAAGCAACACUAGUCCAUUGACAUCCUGAAAGUUCCCUUCUAAGCAUGCACUUAAUUGUUUUUAAUAAUCAGUUUAACUUGAAGCCAAGUUCCAGCAGAAAAAAAAAAUACCAAUGUUAGUCUGAACUUAUUCUGUAGCUGUAAAGAUGAAUUAUAUAUUGUAAAAUAUGUAAAAUUGUAAAUAGAUUUCAAAUCUAAUGUCCCAACUGUGCAUGAGCUCGUGUGUGAGUGAAAAUGAUCUCAAAAUAUUCAUUUUAGCACCUUUCAGUUCCACCAUGUUGCAGUAAAAAGGCAAAAAUGCUGUUGGAGUUUGGAUAACCUGGAGGGGAGAAAUUGGAAUAAUUUGCAAACUUGAAAAAAUCAUCUUAAUCUGCUUUGUUAAAAAAAAUUAUUUAAAAUAUGCCAUUUCUUCAUUUAAAUGCUCUUUCAGAACACCUGGUAGCCUUGAGUGGUGCACAAAGUGCUGAUUUUACUGUGUGGGGCCAGAAAUCGAAAAUAUUUCAGGAACAGGAGGAAAUAUUUGUAUUAAAAACUGCAAAAUGUGGAACAAAAAAAAAGGGGGGGAGGAAAGAGACCAUGAAAAAGCUGCUCCAAAAGUGUCUCUCUCUCUCCUGGUCACUUCCAUCAGUGGGAUGAAUUUUGGUUGCUUUUUUUUUGACAAUCCUGGGGAAAAUAAAAUAAAUAAAUAAAUAAAUUCCUAUAACUUGAGGUUGCUUUUUAGAAAGAGCAGAAAAAUGCACUUUAUUUCCAUGAAACAUCAACGUUCUGCUCUUCAGUGACCCCUUCAGCACCUUGAAUGGCUUUUUGUGACACUAAAAAUCACUGAAAUUCAGAUUGGGGUGUAAAAGAGGAGCUCACCCCACAAAACACAACCUCUUAAACAGAACUUGGGAACUUUUCCUGUGUCCUUGUGAAAUCUCUCGCAGCUCCUGAGAUCCCAAACACAAAGCUCAGCUGGAGCUGCUUUUAAACCAGGUUUAAUUCUUGCCAUGAGGAGGAAAACACAAACCUGGUGCUUCAUUCCCAUUCCCUGAGGCUCCUGUGAAAUCUGCACUGCAAUAACUUCAGACCACGACUGUGAUUUCUCCUUUUUCUGGCAGUUUUUGGCCUUUUUAUGAACUAUGCACCACCCCUGGUGUCCACAGAAGCAGCUGCAGCGCUGGGGUGCUCAAAACAACAACAAAAAAAUCAAAUUAUUCCUUGUGUCACCACACAAAUCGCUUAGUAAAUAAUCCUGGGAUUUAUUUCUUUUUAUUUAGGUGCUGAUUCUGAUCUCCAGGUUUGUCCCCAGGGAGGGGUGGGGGAAGCAAACCUGCAGCUGUUGUGUAAAUGAGAGUGUUUAAAUAAAAGUUCUGCCCUCUAAUGAG